Sphaeramia orbicularis (orbiculate cardinalfish) is the source of this 1409-nucleotide messenger RNA. It is a transcript of the gene msrab, whose product is annotated as methionine sulfoxide reductase Ab. Gene Ontology annotation, molecular function: peptide-methionine (S)-S-oxide reductase activity. Lineage: Eukaryota; Metazoa; Chordata; Actinopteri; Kurtiformes; Apogonidae. Gene Ontology annotation, cellular component: cytoplasm. The transcript is spliced from 6 exons. The record is from RefSeq and is a predicted model, not a curated record. Gene Ontology annotation, biological process: cellular response to oxidative stress. The coding region runs from base 411 to 1283 and encodes 290 amino acids.
UCAACUGUUGUCAUUUCUCAUUGUCUCAAUAUAUGCUUUUAUGUUGUCACCUCACAUAAGGGACUGUUUGAUUGAAUUUCUCUGCAUCCAGACUAUACAUUUCAUCUGCUCCUGGGCUUUUUAACAGUGAACUGCUCAGGUUGUUACUCAUCCACAUUAACCUCUAACGUGCAUUCCUUGAUGUAAAAUGAACCACAAAGUGAACCCAGCCAUACAUCCACGCUCCAUGCGAGGCGCCUCCCACAGAAUGAGAGCUGAUAAUUGGGAGUGCUCAUUUGCAUGCUGAACGGCGUGGAUAUUUAUUUAAAUUUAAUUUCGUUCCCGCACACGGCGCACUGUAGGCUUUUGUGCCAAAGUCAUAUUAACCCCUUGACUAGUUAAUAUGCAGUGCACGAGGUUGCCCACGCACGAUGAAUAUUCAUACUGAUGGCGUUUUCACCGCCGUCUCUCCUCCUCCUCCUCUUCCUCUCCCCUCCUCUUCCUCCUAUUUUCCUUCCUUCCUGCUUUUAGAAAUGGAUGAACGUGGCGCGGCGCGUGCAUACCGGAAGACGUGUCCGUGCGCACCGCUGUCCCGUUACGCACAGACAGUAGCGAUAAGCGCGUGGCUCCUUCUGGUCGUUUUCGCUGAUUCAAUGGCAGCUAAAAACACCGAGCUGCCGAGCAGAGACCGGGCUCUGAAGGGGAGACAGGAGAAAAUGGUCGUGGCAGAAAAGCAUGCAGUCAAUGGGAAUCCCACUGUGGAACCAUUUCCAGAGGGAAUGGAGACCAUCAUGUUUGGUAUGGGUUGUUUCUGGGGAGCUGAGAAAUUAUUCUGGCGCCUUCCGGGGGUCUUCUCCACCCAGGUGGGCUACGCCGGCGGCUUCACCCCCAACCCCGACUACCAUGAAGUCCGCUCAGGUCUGACAGGUCAUGCUGAGGUGGUCAGAGUGGUCUUCUCCCCCAAAGACAUCAGCCUCGAGGAACUGCUUAAACAUUUUUGGGAGAAGCACGACCCUACACAAGGUAUGAGGCAACAAGGUGACGUUGGUACUCAGUAUCGUUCAGCCAUUUACCCCUCCAGCCCCUCUCAACAGGAGGUUGCAUUGAAGAGCAAACUGGCCUACCAACAGGAGCUGAAUAAAAAAGCCUACGGGCAGAUCACUACAGAGAUUGUGGAGGGGCAGCAGUUUUACUACGCUGAAGACUACCACCAGCAGUAUCUGAAGAAGGUACCCAAAGGCUACUGUGGCCUCAAAGGCACUGGUGUCUCCUGCCCAAUAGGAACCACAAAGGAUGAACUGUAAGAGGUGUAGCGUAAAAUGACAAGUAGGAUGUCCUAGUGAGAUAUUUGAAAGCAUUAUUCUAAUAUUAUCUGACCUCUAUUUUAAACUAUUGUUCAUGGAUCAGAACAAUCGAGUAUCAUGACCCAC